This is a messenger RNA of Paramuricea clavata, 468 nucleotides long. Lineage: Eukaryota; Metazoa; Cnidaria; Anthozoa; Malacalcyonacea; Plexauridae. The record is from the annotation of a GenBank genome assembly.
AUGAACCUAGAGAAGCAGGAACAUAUCCUACGUAACUUUGGAAAAGCUAAGAAAUAUUACUUUCAGGCAUUGGAGACCAUCCGGUUCAAAGUGAAAUGUGUAAGCAGAAACGGUUCAGUAGCCGUUGUUACAAAUAUAGCGAUCAUAUUCCAAAGUCUUGGAAUCAUACAUUGGGGUCUUGAUGACUUUGAAGAAAGUAAACGUUAUUUCGAACUGUCCAUCGAGGCAUACCUAACCGCUAAUGGACUAAACCAUCUUGGUCUUGUAGAUUCGUAUUACAACUUGGGCCUUAUUCAUUUUGAAUUAGAGGAAUUACCGAAAGCUGAGGAUAGUUUUAGACGUGCUCUUGAAAUCCACUCUAAACAGUUUGGACCAUCUCAUAAAAUGAUUGCCAUGGUUACUCGAAAACUUGCAGGUGUACUAGAAGAGGCAGGUCAGUCAAACGAAGCAGCGCAAGAAAGAGUUUGA